UAAGUUAAAACAUACACCCUCUUCGUUUCAACAAAACCCUGUGUUCCGUGUAACCCCUGUCCUCCUCCUUGUUCUAGACUGUCUUAAACCCUAAAAGAUGGAAGACGAAGAACAAACCACGAACAACAAAGUAAAAACAGUAGAUGCCAACAACCAGCAAUCGGGGAAGAAGAGAAAAAAGCAGAAAGAAGUUGCCAUCUUCGGCAACUACAGGAACUACUACACUUAUCGGAUUGAUCAAGGGUUGGAAGAAGAUCCUAGGAUUAAGAUUAUGAAAAAGGAAUGGUUUGAAGGGAAAACUUGUCUUGACAUUGGUUGCAAUAGCGGAUUGAUAACCAUUACAAUUGCAAAAAACUUUGGUUGCCAGAAAAUCCUUGGAGUUGACAUAGAUUCAGCCCGAAUUGAGGAUGCACAUUGGAAUCUUAGGAAAAUUGUGAAGAUGAGUGAAAGCAAAAAGCAACAUUCAGGGGAUUCUCUUUCACAUUUAUUUGACAUUGUCUCUUUCAAGAAAGAUAAUUUCGUUCAAAGUUGGUCAACUCCAGGGGAGAAAUACGAUACCAUUCUCUGCCUAAGUGUUACAAAAUGGGUUCAUUUGAAUUGGGGCGAUGAGGGGUUAAUAACACUGUUUUCGAAGGUUUGGAGGCUUCUUCAACCUGGUGGAGUAUUCAUUUUGGAACCUCAACCAUGGACAUCAUAUGUGAGUAAUCGUCAAGUGUCAGAGGUAGCAGCGACUAAUUACAAGAUGCUUGAGAUUUUCCCAGAAAAUUUUCAGGAGAUUCUUCUAGACAAGAUUGGGUUUCGUGAAAUUGAGAAUUUAAGUGCGAGUUUAUCUGGAAGCAAAACAGGAUUUAAUCGACCUGUUUUAGCUUUAUGGAAGUGAGUUUAGUUUACUUUUUCUUUUUUGGUCUUUGGGUUUUCCAUUUUUGAGGUCUCUUGGAAAUCCUUGAUAGUUGAUGAUGAUGUAUUGUGAAUGAAUAUAUACAUGGUUCAUAGAAAAGUUUAUAUAAUGCCAAUAUCAGUCCUUCAGUUUCU
Lactuca sativa (garden lettuce) is the source of this 1032-nucleotide messenger RNA. RefSeq names its product S-adenosyl-L-methionine-dependent methyltransferases superfamily protein. The record is from RefSeq and is a predicted model, not a curated record. Gene Ontology annotation, molecular function: RNA methyltransferase activity; snRNA binding; O-methyltransferase activity. Lineage: Eukaryota; Viridiplantae; Streptophyta; Magnoliopsida; Asterales; Asteraceae. Gene Ontology annotation, biological process: snRNA modification.